UAUUUUCUUCUUCGUGAAAGCAACAACACGUAGAAUACGGGACGCAAGAGCACACGAGCGAUGAUAGGAAAAUAUAGAUCCAAAGCCAACAACAUCAGAAGCCGCUAAAAUAACGAGACAUACUGUCCCUAAUUAAUGUGAGUGUCGUCAUCAGUAGAACAUCUCGUUUCCGGAAGUAAAAAAUACAUGUGAGACUGGUGCCAAAGUUUGAAGAUAAAGAAACAACUAUGUAAUGCUCCAACCGUUGUUGUAUUGAGUGAAAAAAGCAGUUUAGAAAAUGAUUAUCUAUUGAUGGUUAAAUUCUCCAUCAUCGUUCCUGUGCUGGCUGGAGUAUUGCAGUUGAUGGCUCAGCGGAAUAAAGUAUCGUGUGAAUGGUUAGCUCAUCUGAGUUUGCCGUGGCAAGAACCACAUUUUCACAGUGUGUAAUCCGUGUGUUAGAAAUAGUGAUGUGCCAUAUUAGUGUAUGUCCAUUAAUUUUCAUCAAUAGAAAAAACUGUUGGUUUAUUUUGUUCAACAUGUGUUGUGUACGGUUGUAGUUAAAAUGAAAAGAUGUUCUAAUUAUUGACAGUUAAAAGUGGCUUCAGCAGUACCAAGGAAUGACCCCGAAACCCGCCCAGUUCUCUAUUCUUGGCUAUUAAAUUGGUUUUCAAUGCUUGGCAAAGCAAAACAAAGCGACAUAGGUAAUAAUAAAAAAACUUUCUAAAGAAGACAAGCGGGGGAUUGUGCAAUAUUUAUGUACAGUGGCCGCCAAGACGGUUUCCGCUGUGGUGGUGGUGUGAUACAGCAAUCUCAUCAAAAAUCCAACCGAAUCGUAAACGACGUACAGAGAACGUUUGGUUUGAUGUGCACAGAAUGCCAAACACAAACGAAAGCUCACAUUCCGGCACGACUACGACGGCGGUUGCAGCGGCAGCAACAGUGGCGGCGAAUGCUGGAGACGACCUCGGCAGCACAGACGAGGUGAAAGUGUUUAAGGACGAAGGCGACCGGGAGGAUGAAAAAGCUUCGUCUGAAAACCUGUUGGAAGAAAAGUUUAAUUUGAUAGAUCUAACGGAAAGCGCAGAGAAUCUGGUGAAAAACUCAUCUGCUCGCCAGGACCUCAGCCCCACAUAUGUGCCCGCGACCCGUUCUCAGCCCACUCCGAACGGAAGUGGUGCAGGGGCUGGCAGCGGUGGUACCAGCAGUGCAGAAAAGCUUAAUUCUCCGGACCAUUCACCCGGUUUCGGUGGGAUGGGCUAUUUGCCACCAUAUCAAUACUCCAGCGGGACAGCCAGUGCAUUACAGGCCGCUGGUUCGAUGGGAAAAGGAGCUUUGGGGUUGUCGCAGUUUUUUUGCAAUGAGGAUGUGCUUUCGAAUCCUCCACCCGCGCACUGUGGCAUUUUGCCCUACCAGCUUGAUUCAAAGGCAAUCGGACUAUCGGCUCGCCAGUCGUUGUAUUCGUUCUCCACCAGCCAGUACCCGUACCCGUCGAUUCUUUCCUCCAACAUGUUACCAGUACCACCGUCAUGGCAUACACCCUCCAUGUACUCUACUGCGCCCAGCUUCCGAAAUUCGUAUCCUUCUUCACUGCAGAUCUACACCACAUUGGCCAGCGAUCUAUACUCGCGCUAUCAAUCCUCGCAGUCGCUGCUUAACUCAGUGCACUCUCACAGCGUGCUUAACCAAAGUCUACAGCAGGUGAAACAGGAAACAGGAGUGAGCUUGGUGGGAGUUGGUGGGAACGGCAUUGGGCAAGAUAUCGGGGUCGGACACAAUUAUAGCGUGCGACAACACGUGCUUAGUCCGGGAAGCAAAUCGACAGGAGUUGAUCUGCCCCAAGAGUUGACAAAUCGCUUUGGUCGAGCACAAAGCGUUGGCAGCACGGGAAGUGGCGGUGGCGGCGGCGGUGGAGGGGGUGGCAGCAGUGCUAUCGGUAACGGGGCUAGUAGUGGAGGUAGUAGUGGGAGUGGUACGGUCAGCGCUGCCUCGAAGAAAAAGUGCGCCUCCGAGCGGUCUCAACAGCAGCAGCAAACGCAACAGCAGAACCAGCAACAGGCAAACCGGCCACAUAUCAAGAAGCCACUCAAUGCAUUCAUGUUAUACAUGAAAGAAAUGCGUGCGAAAGUGGUGGCCGAAUGCACGCUGAAAGAAUCGGCCGCCAUUAACCAGAUCCUGGGACGCAAGUGGCAUUCUUUGUCGCGGGACGAACAGAGCGUUUACUACGACAAGGCGCGCCAGGAACGUCAGCUACACAUGGAAAUGUAUCCCGGCUGGACGGCACGAGAUAAUUAUGGAUACGGUUCAAAAAAAAAGCGGAAAGCGAAAAAGAAGGAUCAACUGGGCAACGAACCCCCGAGCAGGCUUAUCAAAAACGAAACGGGUCGUGCCAUUUUGCGCGUGAUAUCUGGACCAAGGGCCUUCAAAAUUGUACUCUUUGCUCGCCUAACGCCUAUACCCUUCGGCCUGCAAAACACCAUAUUCGGAAUAAGUUCUGUAAACACGCGAAGCUACCACGCAGGGACGGUAAUUGGACUGCUCCCAGCACAAACUAUCAACGUUUAUCUUGGCUCAAAAUUGCGAUCUAUUCAUGAAGUGCUAAAUGAUCACAAUGCUGCCCUUGGUCUGGCUGGAUACGGUGUAUUUGUGGUAGAGGUGAUUGUUGGCGCCGCUCUUAUGAUAUGGGUAAUACAGAAGGCCCGUUUGGAACUUUCAGCGGCGCUGCUUGCUACGGCUGAUGUGAAUUCUGAUGAAAAGAUUUUGAUUGAAAUUGAGGCAUAGUUAUGGCAAAAUGACCGGUAACGGCUCGACUGUGUGCGAGUCUUCCACGCUAGGCUAGUGAAAAACGUCAAUCAGUUGGUAUAUUUGUAUUACUCUAGAAGAUAUCAAUAUUUAUUGGCCGGUCAAAGGCUAGAUUUGAAGGAAUAAAAGUGUGUUAAUAAUCUGUGAGCGCAAUACAUGAAGCAACAGUAAACAGCUGGUGGUAUCUGUUUAUAUAUGUUGAAAAUAUGCAUAGAAGAAAAAAAAGCGUAAAUAAGUAUCUCAAUCGCCAAGUUUACGUCAACCUAGGAUCAGACUGUACACUUUCUCGACUGUUAAUAAGCCGUCCAUAAGCAAAUAUGUUUAUGUUGAAAUAUUUUAAUGCAUUUUACUAUUCAUUUUUAACAUGCUUACGGGGACAUUUUUCCUAGGAUAUUAAAUUUUUGAGAAAACGUGAUUAUUAAAGAAAUUCAGAGAAAAUCUAGUAAGGGUUGUGCAUCAAAUCAAGAUUUGUAAAUAUGGUUUGCAAUGCUUUUGCCCCACGCUAUUUGUAAGAAUCGCGUCUCAAUCAAGUGCUGUUCUAUAUCUAUAUUUAAGCCUAUAUUGGCUCAACCGAUUCUAUUAAAAAAUAUGUUUGUAAGAUUUUUAUUUGCACCUUUUUAACUAGUUAAACCAAAUGAAGUAUUGAAGUGUAGUAGUACACCAGACCACCGUAGGCUAGUAGGUAAUCUCGCAUACACUCUUUAAUGCUAUUUUACGUGUUGUGGCGUUUCGCGUAAUCGGCGGUAAAAACAAAUAUUCUCAGUAAAAAAUAAUUAAUUCGCAGAACAAGCUGGACACGCUUUAAAAAACCUUAUUCCAAAACCCAACAAAUCAACACAUUAAUUAUCCACUAAGAACGAACGGCUGAUACAUCUGCCAUGUCAAAGGAAAAAAAAGGGAAUUCGAAAGACAGUACAAAAACACAGAAACGAAUAUAUUCCAGAACACGUGAAAGAGUAACAUAAAAUCUAGAAACGAAAUGUAGCAUAUUUUGUUUGCUGUCCAAAGUUGAAAUGUAUAAUUUAUUCUUUCCCUUUACCUCCGGUAUUCUUGGCAUACAUCACAGAUCAUAAUAUGAGGAAUGUUAUGUUUCAUAACAGUGGCAAAGAAAAAAACUUAACGUAAAAAUACUUGCACUAUCAACGCUUAGCGUAGGUGGCGUACAUUCGAGUGAUAUUUCCCAAAUUUCGUAGCAGAACACGGUUGAAAAGUCGGCACGUUCGUCUAGCGCGUCGAUCCACGCUUUUGUUUCUUCAUGUACUGUUCGCAGCAGUAAUCGAUAACUGCUAGUGCAUAGUCAGCAUCCGUUCGAGUAACACACAUAGGUGGCUUGAUACGUAGUACCUAUACCAGGGAAAUUUAAAUUUAGCAUAAAAAAAAUGAAAAUUAGUCCCAACCUUGAGAACCUCGGGAAAUUCGUGUUUAAAGCCAAAACAAACGUUAUGGAUUAAUUGCAAUCAAAAGCAUGAAAAAACAUAUUUUGUAAGUGGUACAAAAGAUGAAUAUGUUAAUAAUUAAGCUCACACACACACACACACACACACACACACACACACACACGCAGACGUAAUCUCAAAAUUUUGAAUACGUGUCAACCCAAGUGCUGGAAACUACAGGCUAACAAUACCGUGAUGAUUCUGUUGACAUACGUUCACCCGUGACAAGUAGAUGCUGAUUCUUCUUCAAACAAUUUGGUAAAUAGUCUAAAUUUGCUAGUUAAUGCUCAGCUCUUUUUUCCUAACGUUAUGUGUUUGCAAAGCCAAAUGAUCGUUAAAUGAGGAGCGAAUGAAAUUAAUAUACGCGAACGUUGUUGCAUUAUUUAUUCAGUUAUGUUAAUUUAUUAUUUUUUUCCAUUUGUUAACCAGCUCAUUGAUGCACAAUCCUUAUAUUCCGUUAAUGUAUUGCAAAAAAGAACAUCGAACUGAAACGAUUUUAAGAAUUUUGGCGCACUCCUUCCGAGUGCUUGCUCAAGGCAGUGUCAAGAAUAUGCAAGGCAAAAUCGACGUCCGCUUUUGUUAUGCACAUCGGAGGCUUAAUUCUAAGCACCUGUUGAGUGGAAAGGAAUAACACAAGAUUCAUUUCGUUAGUUUCGAAAUCGCGCUAAAUGACUGGUCAUUUGCUGUUAAAAACAAAAUCAGUUCUGUUCGGAAGGUGAACUGACGAAGAAUACUAAGUGUGUGAAGCUUAGAUAGAGGAAAUAAAAAGAUUUUAAAUAAUAUGAACAA
Molecule: messenger RNA, 5003 nt
Organism: Anopheles stephensi (Asian malaria mosquito)
Lineage: Eukaryota; Metazoa; Arthropoda; Insecta; Diptera; Culicidae
Product: protein pangolin, isoforms A/H/I/S-like
Exons: 5
Coding region: 853-2757 (634 amino acids)
Biological process (GO): canonical Wnt signaling pathway; regulation of transcription by RNA polymerase II
Cellular component (GO): beta-catenin-TCF complex
Molecular function (GO): DNA-binding transcription factor activity, RNA polymerase II-specific; RNA polymerase II cis-regulatory region sequence-specific DNA binding
Source: RefSeq, a predicted model, not a curated record